GCUGUCGGUGGGGGCUCCGGGGGUCGCGGGGUGCCGGGACCCCCCCCUGUGCGGGGGGGGCUGCGAGGCCAUCGUGGACACGGGGACGUCGCUGGUCACCGGGCCCAGCGCCGAGGUGGCCGCGCUCAACCGGGCCCUGGGGGCGACCAGCGCCCCGGGGGGGCAGUACCUGCUGGACUGUGACAAGGUCCCGUCCCUGCCCAACGUCACCUUCGUCCUGGGGGGCAAGGAGUUCACGCUGGGCCCCCGGCAGUACGUGCUGCAGGUGUCGCAGUGGGGGUCCCCCACGUGCGUCAGUGGCUUCAUGGCCCUGGAUGUCCCCCCGCCCGCGGGUCCCCUCUGGAUCCUUGGGGACGUUUUCCUGGCCGUGCACUACGCCGUCUUCGACCGCGACCGCGACCGCGUGGGGCUGGCACGCAGCAAGUGA
Messenger RNA from Onychostruthus taczanowskii (white-rumped snowfinch), 427 nucleotides. Its product is annotated as cathepsin D-like. The annotation marks the transcript as partial. The transcript is spliced from 3 exons. Gene Ontology annotation, biological process: proteolysis. Gene Ontology annotation, molecular function: aspartic-type endopeptidase activity. Lineage: Eukaryota; Metazoa; Chordata; Aves; Passeriformes; Passeridae. The record is from RefSeq and is a predicted model, not a curated record.